Messenger RNA from Vombatus ursinus (common wombat), 4393 nucleotides. It is a transcript of the gene RCC1, whose product is annotated as regulator of chromosome condensation 1. Lineage: Eukaryota; Metazoa; Chordata; Mammalia; Diprotodontia; Vombatidae. Gene Ontology annotation, cellular component: cytoplasm. The record is from RefSeq and is a predicted model, not a curated record. Bases 116 to 1381 code for a protein of 421 amino acids. The transcript has 10 exons. Gene Ontology annotation, molecular function: guanyl-nucleotide exchange factor activity.
CAUUCUCCCGCCCCGCAAGAGCGGAGACUGCAAGGCGCAUGCGUGAGAGCAGUUCGCGGCCCGGUCUGGAGAGUAGGGGAGUUCCGUUUGGUCCACCUGGAUUGAGGUCUCCAACAUGCCAGCCAAACGCUUGAACAAGAGAAAUCCUCCAGAAGAAAAUGCCACCACAGAAAGCAAAAAAGUAAAAGUCUUCCACAAGUCUCACCGAACAGAAGCAGGCUUGGUGCUGACCCUGGGCCAGGGGGACGUAGGCCAGCUGGGGCUUGGUGAGGACGUGAUGGAGAGGAAGCGGCCGGCCCUGGUCUCCAUGCCUGAAGGCAUCGUGCAGGCUGAGGCCGGAGGGAUGCACACCGUGUGUCUGGGCAAGAGUGGUCAAGUCUACACCUUUGGCUGCAAUGAUGAGGGUGCCCUCGGAAGGGACACCAGUGUAGAGGGAUCAGAAACCAUCCCAGGGGUAGUGAAUCUGUCGGAGAAGGUGGUGCAGGUUUCAGCUGGAGACAGUCACACCGCAGCACUGACUGAGGACGGGCGAGUUUUCCUCUGGGGCUCCUUCCGGGACAAUAAUGGAGUCAUUGGCCUCCUGGAGCCCAUGAAGAAAAGCAUGGUCCCUGUACAAGUCCAGCUCGAAGUACCUGUGAUCAAGGUGGCAUCGGGCAACGACCACCUGGUGAUGCUGACGGUGGACGGCAGCCUGUACACGUCUGGCUGUGGGGAGCAGGGCCAGCUGGGCCGGGUGCCCGAGUUCUUCGCCAACCGUGGGGGCCGGAAGGGCCUUGAGCGACUGCUGGUCCCCCAGUGUGUGCUGCUGAAGUCUAAGGGUCAGCGGGGCUCCGUCCUCUUCCAGGACGCUUUCUGCGGUGCCUAUUUCACCUUCGCUGUCAGCCGUGAGGGCCACGUUUACGGCUUUGGCCUUUCCAACUACCACCAGCUUGGUACUGCGAACACAGAGCCUUGCUUUGCUCCCCAGAAUCUAACGUCGUUCAAGAACUCUACCAAAUCCUGGGUGGGCUUCUCUGGUGGGCAGCAUCACACAGUUUGCUUGGACUCAGAAGGUAAAGUCUACAGCCUGGGCAGGGCUGAGUACGGGCGUCUGGGCCUCGGGGCAGGCGCCGAGGAGAAGAGCAGUCCAACUCUCAUUCCAAAACUGCCUCCCGCCUCAUCAGUUGCCUGCGGUGCCUCGGUUGGCUAUGCCGUAGCCAAGGAUGGCCGAGCGUUUGCCUGGGGAAUGGGCACCAACUUCCAGCUGGGCACAGGAGAGGAUGACGACGUCUGGAGCCCAGUGGUGAUGGCGGGCAAACAGCUGGAGAAUCGGGUCGUUCUGUCAGUGUCCAGUGGGGGGCAGCACACGGUCUUACUGGUCAGAAACAAGGAGCAGAGUUGAUGAAACCCUUAAUGAAACUGUCUGCUCUCCCUCCCCUCUCCUCCAUGGGAAAGAUAAGACUCCUUCGGCUGUCAGCAGAAAACCUCCAUCUACCUUUACCGGCCCCUCCAGCAGCAGAAAUGGAAUCUUGGCUCUUGUAGGGAAUCAUCUUGGGAACAUCAAGAUGAAGGAAUUGCGUUAAAAUACUCAAGGGAUGAAUGGAUGGACAUUUCCCACCUCAGAGCCGCUGCUCUCUUGUCUGUCUGAUCCUCAUCCCCCUUCAGGCCCCUUCACCCUGGCCUCCCUCGACUUUGGGUUCAUGUUCCUUGGAAGAAAGUGGGUGGAGCCCCCCCCCGGGUCCUGUCUCCCACUCUGCCUCCCCUCAUCCCCACCCCACCGCUGAGAAGUCGGUGCUUUCUCCCUGGGGGUGUCCAGUCCACAUGAUUUAAAGUCAUCAGAACACUCACAGUUGUUCAACUGGCUUUGUUCCCUCAGUCCCUGUAUCCACAGCUGUUAUCUCACCGGCCCCUUCCCCAUCCAUCUGGGGCUGUCAGUUAAGGACAAGGCUUACGCACUUGCCAGAAGGGGAACUGGACAGAGGUUGAUCCCCAGAACCUCAACCUUCCCCCAGGAAGAGGCCUGGCCGGGGCAAGAAAGACACUAGAUGGGUGGAUGGUGGGGCUGAGGUUGUGGACCUCUCCACUCCCCUUGGGCUCAUGGCUUCCUCCAGGACAGUGAAUGUUCAGGCCACAGAGGCGAGGCAACGCAAGGCAAGGCAGACCCAGCUGGCCAAGAAAUGGAAUCGCAUGGUGUUUCCCACACCCCAGGGAGGCCUAAGCAGUCCUAAUUCAUCCUGCCCCACAGACUGGUCUGAUGCCAUGCCACCCACUGACUUCUUGCAGCCAGAUUCCAAACACCAUGAAUGGAAAUCGUGUUUUUCUGGGAAGGAGAACUACCUUUUUAUAAAUUAAUUUAUAACAAUAUGAAAAUGGGAGGGGUAUGUAGGUAAGGGAGGUUGGGGGGCUGGUCCUUGAGGGAGGAGAACAUUAAUUUGUACAGUAGCUCAGAAAAUAGUUUGGUUUUUUUUUUAAAGAGUGUUUAAAGUAUUUUGGUCAGGGAGAGUAAGAGCUUUUAACACUGAAUAAAUUUUGAGGCGGUUUUUUUCUUUUUUUUUUUUUAAAGGAAUUGGUCUAUUUUCAUCUUUGCCUCCAUAAAGGGGUAAAGUUUGCAGUGAGGGCGGGGGAAGGGAGGAUUCUAUGUCUGUCUGAAUCUUAGCAUCUAAGAUGACUGAUUCUCUGGAUCUUUUGGCCUCAGAUGAGCUUUACAGACAGUCCUGGGGUUGGCAGUCCUUAAAAAUGAAUACCCCAUGAAGUCACUCUCUCUAGGGGCAUGCUUGUCUGGUGCUGCAGGGCCCAUCCUCAUUCAUUGCUCAGUUGGUACCUUAGCUUCCUGGGUAGUACCAUGGAAGCUCCAUCUUAGGUCAGAAGAUCUGGCUUAAGACUUUUGACCCUCACACUUGACUUUCUGUUUUUAGGCAAGUAUUUUUUACUUUUCUGGGCUUCAAUUUUCAUGAGAUCUAUCAUUUAGAACCAGAAGGCAUCAUCUAUUCUAAUCCCCUCAUUUUACAGGGGUAGAAACGGAGUCCUAGAGAAGUCUACUGCCUUAUCCAAGGUCACAGGUAAUCAUAGGUAGAGUUGGAAUUUGAACCCAGGGUCCACUGAAUCCAAGUCCUGAGCUAUUUUUCGCCUUUCCUAUGCUUUUCCUACUCUCAACAAUGGGGAUAACCAUAUUCAUCCCAUCUACCUAACAGGGAUGUUUAGAGGAUAGUUUAGAAACCGUAAAAUACCAUAUCUACCCAAGCUGUGGUUUAUCAUGGAGACAUAUGUUAACAAUAUCUGGCUAAGCAGGAGGAAGGUAGAUGCCACAAGUCAUGGGUGAGAUCGUAGCAUUUACAGCUAGAAGGGACCUUAGAUGUCCUUUAGAUCUAAUCCCAUCCCCCACAUUUUCCAAAGGAGGAAACUUUGUUUGCCGACAAACUCUGGGUCCAAAGUCCUGGAGGGCAUUCCAGCUGAGAAAUGCUCCUUUUGUAUAGAAUACUUAACUGAUGUGGGCAGCCAGCGGAGACUACAACUAAACCCAACCCCAGGAGAGAUGCCCAAUUCACCAAGAAAACUAAAGUCCAGUUGGUGGAUUUCAAAAUGUUGUGUGGUCCAUCUCUAAUCUGCUCAAGUCAUGCUCUGCCAUCACCUACUGGUGAUGCCUAGAUCCCUCUUAAAGUUUUGAGGAUUUCCAAAAUAGUUGAUCAGAAAGAGAUUGGGGGUUCCCAUAUUGAAUGGUCCUAUUUGGUUCUCCCUGAGAAGCAGCCUGAGAGAUUGGAAGAAAAUUAUAAAUUCUAGUUAUAUCCCUAUGAAGACUUUAGGAUGGGGAGGGCAGGAAGAGAUCCACUGGGUGAAAGAUACACCCUCGAGUUUGGGUGGCCAAGUACGUCCUUGCUUUCUGCUCUCUUUUUGGUCUGGCCUGAUAGACCAGAGAUUAUCUGGCUUAAAAUUUCUUGUCUUUGGUAUGUGAUAAAGUUGUCUUUGGACUGUGCACCCUGUUGGGGGACUGGUAAAGUGGCUGCUAGGGAUGGCCUGGGGCUGAGCCUGAAUAGGGAGAAGGAAGCUCCAAGCUUGCCAGUAGGACACGGGGUAAGUGGAGAACACUAGAUUUGGAGUCAGAAGUUGUGGAUUUGAGUCCCAGCUUACUCUUUUAGUAGCUUGUUGACCUUGGGCAGGUUGCUAUAAAGGGUUAACCUAAGAAGUUUCUAAAAGUAGAUAGCCAAAAGUCUAUUACUUGAGCUUCCUGUUUCUUCAUCUGUGAAACCCAGAUAAUCUUUCUGACUCUUCUUGCAGGAGUAGGAGAUCCCAACAUCUGUGAAAGUAUUCUUUGCUUACAGUAAUUUUCGAUUAUAAAGUGACUAACACAAAUACAAACAGGAAUGAAAUCCCCAGCGAAACCAUGGAAUCCAAAUUAUUUUUUCAAAAAAUACAUAAA